Macroventuria anomochaeta is the source of this 258-nucleotide messenger RNA. RefSeq lists its product as uncharacterized. NCBI's taxonomy places the organism in Eukaryota, Fungi, Ascomycota, Dothideomycetes, Pleosporales, Didymellaceae. The record is from RefSeq and is a predicted model, not a curated record. The transcript has a single exon. Bases 1 to 258 code for a protein of 85 amino acids.
AUGCCUCGGGGCAGAACCUGUAAACACGCUACUGCCAGUCAGGCAGUAGAAGCAGCAAGGCAACUUUGUCAUCAACGGUACCUAUGCAACCACCAGCCUCAAGGCCCCCCUGAGUUCAUUGCCUAUGAGCCUCUCCUCCCUGGAGACCCACCAUGCCCAACACCUAUCAAUACAGGACUGCAAAUCAGCUCUGACAUCCCUAUACCAAGAGAUAAAACAAGUGGACACAACCCUACCCUGCUAGAUGAGCACCCAUGA